AUGUCUUCAUUUUCAUUGCCGCCUAUUCAUGACAAUCCUGACGGUGGAUGGGGCCCUUCCACUUCCAACUUCCCAGACCAGUUCAAGUUCAAGGAUAUUCCUUAUGCUCCUUACUCGAAGAGCGACAAGCUUGGUCGCUUUGCCGAUUGGAAUGAUCUAUCGUCCGAUAAUCGUCAAAACGUAGCUGGCUUGCCAGCCACCCAAAAUGUUCGUGGAGGAGGUCCUGGUGGUCGUCGUGGCGACAGGAAUCAGGCCUUUGGUAGCGGUACAGCCAGUGCUUUUGCUUACUUCCACGUCGAGGAUGAAUCGUCAUUUUCGCUUGUCGACAACAAGGCUGCACCCGCUCGUCGUGGUACUGGAUUCAGCCGUGGGCGUGGAGGAGUGCGUGGUACCGCCAACUAUAGUAAUGUCAGAGGUAGUGGUAGAGGUGGACGAGGUGGAGCCGCUUUCCGUGGUGGUGCCAAUCAACGCAAUGCCCCGAACCAAAGACGAGGCUGGAGAGAUUGGGAAAAGAACAACCGCGCUAGAGAAUCUUCAGUCGUUAUAUCUCCUCAAUGGAAUAUGCUGGAGGAGGUUGAAUUCCAUCGUCUAGCGAAGUUGAGACUUGAAAUCGACGAACCCGAAGAAUUGGAUUCCUAUGGACGUCUCUUCGCAUACGAUAAAUCUUACGACCGCGUGACUACAAAAACCGAGAAACCACUCCAAUUGGUGGAUCGUAUCAAAUACAACACUACUACUUCUGAUGAUCCCGUCAUCCAACAACUUGCUAGCUCUGGAAUUGCUAAAGUGUAUACCACCGAUGCUAUUCUCAGUGUGUUGAUGUGCGCACCCAGAUCCGUGUAUCCAUGGGACAUUGUUAUAGUUCGCGAGGGAGAUAGCUUGUUCCUGGACAAGCGUGAUGGUGGUCCAUUUGACACAGUCACUGUAAAUGAAAAUGCUGCAGAUCCUCCCCAGGAUCCUACCCCACCCAACCCCAACAAUCCCACCGAAAAGGCCGCUAUCCCUGAAACGGCGUCCAUCAAUUCUGCUACUUCGUUAUCUCUAGAAGCUACCUAUAUUAACCAAAAUUUCGGAUUCCAAUCUGUAAUCGAAACGGCCCCUCCGCCUCCUGUGGAUUUCGCUAACCCGAACCCCUUCUAUGGUCCGGAAGAAACUGAGCCCCUUGCCUCUUGCGGAUACCGAUACAGGCUCUUCGACCUUGGAAUCACCGAAGACGAAGAUAUCAAAAUCUGUGUUCGCACGGAGGUUGAUGCGUACAUCCCCGGCCAAGGAAAUCCUCGCGAAGGCCAGGGAUUAGUCACCAUUCGGGCUCUCAAUGAAUUCGAUCCUCGAGCCCAAGGCGCAGGUGGCGCCCCGGACUGGCGCUCAAAGUUGGAUUCCCAACGUGGUGCUGUUGUUGCAACCGAGAUGAAGAAUAACAGUUGUAAACUUGCUAAAUGGACAGUUCAGAGUGUCCUGGCAGGAGCUGAGCUCAUGAAAAUUGGAUACAUUUCGCGAGCGAACCCCCGUGACAACACUCGACAUGUCAUCCUGAGCACUGCCUCCAUGCGGCCAACUGAUUUCGCAGCGCAGCUGAAUGUUUCCUUGGCCAAUGGAUGGGGUAUAGUCCGAACGGUCACCGAUAUGUGCAUGAAAAUGCCUGAAGGGAAAUACGUAUUGGUGAAGGACCCUAACAAGCCCGUAAUCCGUUUGUACGCUGUACCCAUGUCAACUUUCACUGGUGAUGAUGAGGAAGUAGCUGAAGUGGCUUCGGAAGAAGAGUAG
Messenger RNA from Psilocybe cubensis, 1764 nucleotides. RefSeq lists its product as uncharacterized. The record is from RefSeq and is a predicted model, not a curated record. The coding region runs from base 1 to 1764 and encodes 587 amino acids. Gene Ontology annotation, biological process: translational initiation. Gene Ontology annotation, cellular component: cytoplasm; eukaryotic translation initiation factor 3 complex. The transcript is spliced from 6 exons. Gene Ontology annotation, molecular function: translation initiation factor activity. Lineage: Eukaryota; Fungi; Basidiomycota; Agaricomycetes; Agaricales; Agrocybaceae.